Molecule: messenger RNA, 6233 nt
Organism: Sceloporus undulatus (fence lizard)
Lineage: Eukaryota; Metazoa; Chordata; Lepidosauria; Squamata; Phrynosomatidae
Gene: BRPF3
Product: bromodomain and PHD finger containing 3
Exons: 13
Coding region: 473-3958 (1161 amino acids)
Biological process (GO): regulation of transcription by RNA polymerase II
Cellular component (GO): MOZ/MORF histone acetyltransferase complex
Molecular function (GO): protein binding
Source: RefSeq, a predicted model, not a curated record
CCGACGGGCCUCCUCCUGAGCCUCUCUCUCCACUCCAGCCCCCUUCGAGCGACCAUUGCCCCCCAGGCCUCCAGGAAGACUUGUGUCCAGGGAGGGAGGAGUGACUGGAAGGGAAAGAGGCAGCAGGAGAAGCAGAAGCAGCCCCUUCCCUCGCCGCCGCCGCCGCCUCCUUCUUCUCCCCCUCCUUCCCUUUCCCUCUCUCUGCCUCUCUUCCCUUCCAUCGUUUGGCCACCAUUUUGCCUUCCUUCCUUCCUUCCCUCGCUCCCUCCCUCGCCGAAAACGGAGUGGGCUGGGAGCCUUGGCGGCGGCGGGGAUGAGGGGGCGGCGCUGAGGCGGCUACUGAGCGGGCUGAGCCGACAUCUUGUCCCCCCUCCCCCCGGCCACCGAGCCAGCCCCGCCGCCCCGAGGAAGAACCCGCGCCGCCGCCGCCGUGGAGCGCCAGGAAGCGGCCCAGGUUUUCUGAGUUGCUGCUAUGAGGAAACCUCGGAGGAGGUCCCGGCAGACCUUAGAAGGGAGACGUUCUCCUUCACCAUACAGCUUGAAAUGUUCACCCACCCGGGAGACUCUGACAUAUGCCCAGGCUCAGCGAAUAGUGGAAGUUGAUAUUGAUGGGCGUCUCCAUCGCAUCAGUAUCUAUGAUCCUCUAAAGAUUAUCACGGAGGAUGAGUUGACUGCCCAGGACAUCACAGAAUGCAACAGUAACAAAGAAAACAGUGAACAACCACUAUUUCCUUCCAAAUCCAAGAAAACACAAUGUAAAGACAAAAAAAAGGAGACAUGUACAAAACAUUCUCCUGGGACAUCUUUCCAUCUACCACAGCCCAGCUUUCGUAUGAUAGAAUCCUUUAGCCAGCAAGAUGCUCCACCCUUGCCUUCAGCCUACUAUCAGUACAUUGAGAAACUACCUGAGGAUGUUGAUGCUGAAGUGGAAUAUGAUAUGGAUGAGGAAGAUUUGGCUUGGCUUGACAUGGUCAAUGAAAAGAGGAAGAAUGAUGGUUAUGGAUCAAUUUCUGCAGAAACGUUUGAAUUGCUGCUGGAUCGAUUGGAGAAGGAGUCCUACGUGGAGAGCCGUAACAAUGGAAACCAGCAGACUUUGAUAGAUGAGGAUGCUGUUUGUUGUGUUUGCAUGGAUGAUGAGUGUCAUAACAGCAAUGUAAUUUUGUUUUGUGACAUCUGUAACUUGGCUGUUCAUCAGGAAUGUUAUGGAGUCCCCUACAUUCCUGAGGGGCAGUGGCUUUGUCGCUGCUGCCUGCAGUCCCCUUCCCGCCCUGUUGAUUGUGUUUUGUGCCCAAACAAAGGUGGUGCCUUCAAACAGACCAGUGAUGGUCAUUGGGCCCAUGUUGUUUGUGCCAUCUGGAUCCCAGAAGUUUGUUUUGCAAACACUGUGUUUCUGGAACCCAUUGAAGGGAUAGAAAAUAUCCCACCAGCUCGCUGGAAGUUAACAUGUUACAUUUGUAAGCAGAAGGGCAUGGGAGCAGCCAUUCAGUGUCACAAGGUGAACUGCUACACUGCUUUCCAUGUUACCUGUGCCCAGAGGGCUGGUCUUUUCAUGAAGAUUGAGCCCAUGAGGGAGACCAGCCUAAAUGGUACAACAUUUACUGUGCGCAAAACUGCUUAUUGUGGGGCACAUUCUCCUCCUGGCACUGUGAAGAAAGGGCGUACAGUUACUGUUCAUGAAGGAGAGGAGGACAUUGUAAAGAAUGAGGCAGUGGAUGAGAGCACUCCCAAAAAUAAGAACAAAGUAAAGUUGAAACAGAAGAUAAAGAGGGAAAGUUGUUCUUCUGCACCUCUGUUGAUGGUCACACAGAUCCCCUCUUACCGGCUGAAUAAAAUCUGCAGUGGACUCUCCUUCCAGAGAAAGAAUCAGUUUAUGCAGAGGCUUCACAACUACUGGCUGUUAAAGCGUCAGUCAAGAAAUGGUGUGCCACUGAUACGGCGGCUGCACUCUCACUUACAGUCCCAAAGAAAUGCAGAACAGAAAGAGCAGGAUGAGAAGACCAGUGCAGUGAAAGAAGAACUGAAAUACUGGCAAAAACUGCGACAUGACUUAGAAAGGGCACGCCUCCUCAUUGAAUUAAUUCGUAAACGUGAGAAACUCAAACGUGAGCAGGUAAAAGUUCAGCAAGCUGCUAUGGAGCUACAACUCACACCUUUCAAUGUGCUGCUGCGAACAACACUGGAUCUACUGCAGGAAAAGGACCCAGCCCAGAUCUUCGCAGAGCCUGUAAAUCUAAGUGAGGUUCCAGAUUACCUGGAAUUCAUUUCCAAGCCAAUGGAUUUUGCUACCAUGAGGCGGAAGCUGGAGUCCCACCAAUACCGAACACUGGAUGAGUUUGAGGAGGACUUUAACCUUAUUCUUACCAACUGCAUGAGAUAUAAUUCUAAAGACACAGUUUUCCAUCGAGCAGCUAUCCGGCUCAGAGACCUUGGAGGGGCAAUAUUACGUCAUGCUCGGCGGCAAGCUGAAACUAUUGGCUUUGACCCCCAAGUGGGGGUUCACUUGCCAGAAUCACCAAAGACAGAAGAUUUUUAUCGUUUUUCUUGGGAAGAUGUCGAUAACCUUCUUCUUCCUGAAAACCGGGCUCAUCUUUCCUUGGAGGUGCAGCUGAAAGAGCUCCUGGAAAAACUGGACAUGGUAAGCAGCAUGCGGUCAAGUGGUGCCCGAACCCGCCGUAUCCGCCUCUUGAGACGUGAAAUCAACUCCAUCCGGCAAAAGCUGGCCCAGCAACAGAACAAAACCAUGCCAAAUGGAGAGCCAGCUCCUUGGGAGGAAGGAGUCGAGAAAAUGCUACAUGGAGAAGAGGAUGAAGAUAGGGAGAAAGCAGAUGACACCAAGCCCCCACUUCCCCCCACUCUGGAGCCCACAGGACCUGCACCCUCCCUAUCGGAGCUGGACUCUCUGCAGGACCCUCCAACUCUCAAACCCAUUAGCGAAAGCAAGUCCUUGAAAAGACUACAUAGACGUCUGAAGUCCGAGGGUGAGCUCUUUGAUAAGAAGACGUUGCAGAGGGAGAGCCACGCCUUCCAGCGCUUGCUCAGCGACAACGGCUUGAACGGAUUGGCCCUUCAGGCCACAGGCACUUCUGCCAGCCCCCCGUUUAGUGGAGUGGGCAGGCGGACUUCUGUCCUUUUUAAAAAAGCCAAGAACGGGGUGAAACUGCAAAGAGGUCUGGACUGCCCCCUUGAGAAUGGAGAAAACCACAGCCAGAGUGGGGAGCUCUCCCCCUCCAGCAUAGAGGGCAAGCGGUCAUCCCGGAAACGGCCAAAGAGUGGGAGCUGCAGCGAGAGCGAUGGCGAGAAAUCCCCCAGGCAGGCAGGAGUGACAGCAGCAGUGACCAAUGGCUUCAGGAAGCAUACAGAAAGUGGUUCUGAUUCAGAGUGUGGUUCUGGCCGUGGUAGUGGUCUCCCAUUUGGCAUUUGUAGUGGUGUGACUCCACACAAAAGGAGCCGAGGAAAACCUGCUCUUGCACGGGUUCCUUUUUUAGAUGGCGUAAAUGGAGACUCAGAAUAUAGCAACUCAGGUAGAAAUCUAUUGAUGCCAUUUGAGGAGCAGACUGAAUUAGAACCGCUGGAGCUUGUUUGGGCAAAGUGUCGUGGCUACCCUUCUUACCCAGCCUUGAUCAUUGAUCCUGAGAUGCCACGAGAGGGCCUCCUUCACAAUGGAGUCCCAAUCCCAGUCCCUCCUUUGGAGGUGUUGAAGUUAGGGGAGCAGAGACAAGCAGAGGUUGGAGAAAAGCUUUUCCUUGUCCUUUUCUUUGACAACAAGAGGACAUGGCAGUGGCUUCCACGAGAAAAAGUUCUUCCCCUUGGAAUAGAUGACACAGUGGAUAAACUAAAGAUGUUGGAAGGACGAAAAACCAGCAUCCGUAAAUCUGUCCAAGUUGCUUAUGACCGGGCCAUGAUCCAUUUGAGUCGAGUUCGGGGAGACCAUCCUUUUGUUACACCAAAUUAUCUGUAGGGACUGAACAAGCCUUCUCUGCCCUUCCUGCUUACUCUGGAAAUAAUGCCUGCAUUUAAAGGCACAGUGGGUCUUGGUGUACACUGAACAGUAGGGGAUUCUUCCCUGCUUGAAGGAAGGUGUGAUUGCUAUGCUUGUUUGUGUUCAUAACAAAGAUGCACUAUUCCUAGUGAAGAGAAAAGCUCCUGAAAAGUUCAUGAUAUGUGCCAAAAAGCCUGCCUGGGUUCUUUCUGAAAACAUUUCUCUCAAAAUCCAGGAGAAGAAGCAGCGAUGUCAUGGUCUGACUAGUAAGAGGAUGUCAUGAGCAGCUGCAGUGUAGUGUGAUGGCAGAAUCUUAGAUCUGAUAAAUUAAGCUCAUUUGCUGAGUGGAGUAGAAGCCCCACAAGUCUCUUUCUGUUUCCAGUGUUCAGCUAGUCUUGGAGAAGUCUUUGGAGCCUAGCACUAGUAUAAAUAACGUGGCCUCCUUUUAAUGACUCUUGUGUGCCAAAUUUAGAGUAAUAUUCAUCACACUUUUUCAUCUUAUUUUUAAAAGCACAGGUUUGCCCCACUGCAUUUAUACAUUUACUGCCUAAUCAAGAAAUCCCAUGCUGAAGUUUAUAUAUGUUUUUGUGUUAGAAUCUAGGAACAAAACAAAAGAUAAAGGUCAUGUUGAGUUUUACUCUUCACCUCAUGCACACGUACAUGUACAGAAUUUUAUAUAUGAAGAAAAAAUCACUUGCAAAAUGUUCUGUCUAAAUCCGUUUAUGAAGUAGUUUUUAAAUUUCAACUGCAGCUUUGGGUUAAUAGAUUAUUUUUAAAAAUCUUUUGGAAAGCACCUAACCAGCCUGGAUCACUGCUGUUAAAUUACAAAGGAUUGUUAGGACAGGGGAAAAAGAUUUCUGAAAGCAUUUGUCGCUACCAUCUCAAACGAGGGACAUAUGUUCAGAGUAUGAGCUGCCUCUUUACAGCAGCAUCACCCUGACCCAUAAAUCUGCAUGAUUACUAGAUGUUGAAGAACUUCUCGCCUGCCUGUGGAGAAGGGGGCAAGCUAAAUGUGGAAACCUUUUCCUUGUGCAUCCUGCCCCUUCAGAUGGACUGGAGUCACCUGGUUGUAUGUGUAGAGCUUUCUAUAGCAUGAAGUGUGCUAUAUGUGUUUUCAUAGAAUGCCAUAUGUGUAUUGAAGAAUGCAGCUUUGGAUCAGAGCAUCUGUGUCAAGGCACAAUCAACCUUUACUCUGAAAAUUUGCUCCAUCAUGUUUUUGGUUGAAUUGGAAUUCUUGCUGACUAGAAUGCACUGGAGUUUCACCUUUUGCAUUCCCAUAAAGGUUUCAUCAUUUGCUUUCUGCUGCAUGAGCCUCCAUUACUAGCUAUAAAACAUUAUUCUUCAGAGAAUCCAGUUUUUUAAAGUGUGUGCUGGAAAAACAGAGAGAGCUGAAGUUUGCAAGCUGAAAAACAUUUCAUAUUUGAAUUUUGAUUCAUGUAUAUUUUUUUCUUUUUUGUUUUAAGCAUUGUAAACCAAAGGUGCAGAGCAAGAUUGUAACAUGAAGAGAUUAUUACUUUUUUUUCUUUUUAACUCAAUUUUUUAUUAUUUUAUUUUUUCAUACUAAAGAGAUUGUGGAACAAAAUGUUAAUAGGGAAAAUCACUGCCAUUUCUAUGUGGUAUCCUUUGUUUCCCAGAAAAGGGCCACAUAUUAUAUAUUAAGAGAUAAAACCACACUUUAUAGAAAAUAUCUGUAACAUGAAGAGCAUGAAUGGGAUUUUUUUUAAAAAACAAACAAAAACAAAUUAUGCCUAAAGCUUGUGGCUAUGGAAGGAACUUGUGUACAUAGUUGUAAAAUACCAUUCUAAAUUAUUUAGGCCAAUUGUUACCAUUCUUGGAAGUCCUCAGUUAUGUUGCUGGGUCUUUUGUAUGCACACAGUGUAAUUAAUUUAAAGCAACAUACACUUUUCCCAGGUUGUAGCUCAGCUGUGGACUUGUGACCUAUGUAUAACUGUUUUAAGAACUUCCAUUUUACUUGUUUUCAUUUUUUAAAAGUUACAUUUUAAGGAUUUGGAUUGGCUAAUAUCCUGCUGUUGCUAUGGGACCUAAACGUGACUUGUCAGUCUGCUGUAAAGCACAGAUGGCUCUAUUUAUUGUAGAAAGUGAGUUUAUUUGCUUUCUAGAACUGUUUAUAUCAGAUGGUAUAAGAGGUAAUAAAAUUCUAUGCUUGUAAAGAAGAAAAAUGAUAAUUUUACCUACUAUAAUCUGACUGUCUGAAACUAUAUUUUCUCUCUGAGAAAUAAAUGUUCUAAUGUAA